Linum trigynum is the source of this 342-nucleotide messenger RNA. The record is from the annotation of a GenBank genome assembly. Lineage: Eukaryota; Viridiplantae; Streptophyta; Magnoliopsida; Malpighiales; Linaceae.
AUGGAUUACAAUGUUGAACUAAUUGGUGAUUACACGGACAAUUUUCUCAAUGGCGUCCGAUACGACAAUUUCGAAGAUGUUGUAACAGUUACCAAAAACAUCGCGAUGUCUCUUGGUUUCUUUCUAACUAAGGGAUCGAUGAAGCCACGUGAGUUGAGCAACAAAAGAUUAUUGGGUAUCUGUUAUAUGUAUUGCGACAGAUGCAGUAGGGAGAGGAAGUCAUACAAGCCGGAUCCUUCCAAGGAGAGUCGUGGCAAUACAAGUUCAAAAGGAUCGGGGUGCAUGUUCAGGAUUAAAAUCAAAGAACUACUGGUUAAUCCAGAUGCUCUUGAUGGACCUUAA